UGCACCGUCCUUGACUACACGAGCAUGAUGAUUAUCACACUUCUUUCAUUAGGUUCGACCCCACUCCUCUACUUCCUGCUCGGCCUGAUCUGGCACCUGGACAAUAUCCCGUUCUUGCAAUACCACGCGACCCGAUUGGCUGUUUGGCAAGUCAUCCUAAUCGCUGCCUACACGAUGGGACUCAUUCUACGCUACUUCAACCUCAAAGGUGUCUGGAGGAUGGUCAAGUUUUUCCUCUUUCCAUUAUCAGUUUGUUUUGUUUUGGCACUUUUGGCUUUCGGAAUUUACACUAACGUGUAUAUGUUCUUCAUCCGCCGAGGUUGGCUGGCACUUUCGGCACUUCUGUUCCCGUGGGCGGCAUAUUUCUUUGGCUUACUGAGCGCCUUUGCCUUCAGGUUGCCACUGAAUCAAAUCAAAACCAUCGCUAUGAAUUCCGGAGUCUGCCAGCCUGUUUUGGCUAUGGCGAUAUUCCUCUGGGGUCUCCCUAAUCCAGAGGCUGAUCUAGGUCUCUACAUGGCAUUUAUCGUCCUACUUGCAUCCUAUUUGCCACUGAUCGUAUUUUCGAUCGUUAGCGUCAGCAUGCGCUUCUGUUGUGGCAGAAAGACCAAGGAGGACACCGAGAAGUGUCUGCCUACUGAAAAUGGCGACACCAAUGGUCAAACUGGGAGUGACAACUGGGGGAUGGGGGUGGAAGAGGGUACAAGCGAAAGUGAGGUUAACCUUGAGUUGCAUUCCGAGGCAACGACGGCAGUAAUCGAAGACAAAGAUUCUGCAGAAUACAAGGAAGACCUCUGAGCUGCACUGAUAGAAUGAUAACAUAUCAUACAGUGUAGCAAUCUGCAGAAAAAAGCGGUAAAACUGUGUUUGGAAGUGGACAACAAUUCCCAAUGUAAGUCCACAAAAAACUGUUUGGUUUUUUAAAUCGAU
This is a messenger RNA of Lineus longissimus, 927 nucleotides long. RefSeq lists its product as uncharacterized. The transcript has 2 exons. Bases 25 to 795 code for a protein of 256 amino acids. Lineage: Eukaryota; Metazoa; Nemertea; Pilidiophora; Heteronemertea; Lineidae. The record is from RefSeq and is a predicted model, not a curated record.